Messenger RNA from Arabis nemorensis, 603 nucleotides. The record is from the annotation of a GenBank genome assembly. Lineage: Eukaryota; Viridiplantae; Streptophyta; Magnoliopsida; Brassicales; Brassicaceae.
AUGGGUAACAUCAAAACUAAUCGGUUUAAUCCCACAAAGAGGUAUGACGAUAAAACCACCAUUGUUGCGACAAAUGAGAAUGAAGAUGUAUAUCUCGUUGAAGAAUACAGUCCUCUAACUAUCGUCUCUGAUGGUACUUUAUGGAUCAUCGACUCUGGUGCUUCCUUUCACGUCACCCCUCAUGGAGACUUCUUAGCAACCAACCAAUGUGGGGAAUUUGGUAAUUUCCAAAUGGGAAAUCAAGGAAGAAGCAAGAUUGUUGAAAAGGGGGAUGUCAUCCUUACAUCAAACACCGGAUGUAAGAUCAUUCUCAAGGAUGUAAGGCAGGUCCAUGACAUGCGUUUAAAUCUCAUAUCAACUGGAAAGCUCGAUGAUGCUGGUUUAGAAAAUCAUUUUGGUGAAGGCAAGUGGAAGCUAAUCAAAGGAAACUUGUUCAUGGCUCGAAGAAAGAAAGAAGGAUCACUAUACGUGACCCAAGCUAAGCUUUGCAAGGAGGAGGUAAACGUCGCAAAUGUUGACAUGGAGUUAUGGCACCGGAGGCUCGGCCAUAUGAGCGAGAAGGGUCUAAAUAUCCUAGCUCGAAAUAAAUCUUUCCUUGUAUGA